Coregonus sp. 'balchen' is the source of this 10986-nucleotide messenger RNA. The record is from the annotation of a GenBank genome assembly. NCBI's taxonomy places the organism in Eukaryota, Metazoa, Chordata, Actinopteri, Salmoniformes, Salmonidae.
AUGUCAGGAGUGAUGGGAGUAAUUACAGGCCGUGAGACAGGGAUGGAGGGGGUCAGUUGGGUUGUUGCGUUGGUUGGGUUGGUUGGUGGGUUCUGAUUCAGCUGUAGGCUUGGUCCUGGGUUUUUGUGGGACUCUGUAGAGUGGAUGGUGGUGGCUGAGAAAUUCCUGCCUUAGCUCAUGUAGCUCCUUCUGCAGGUCCUGCAUGUGGCUGGUGUUGACUGUUGGCGUAGUUACUGCGUAGUUACUGUUUCCUGCUGUAGCAAACUGGCUUAAAUUAAGAUCCUACAAGAUCCUGUAUUCAAAUAUUGGACGAUGCUACCCUUUGUAGUAAUUUUUGCUCACCAUUGUUGUCUAUACACUAUAAUGUAAUGUUUCCCCAGAGUGUUUGGGGCGGCCAUUUUCCUCACGUCCAUACUGAAUAUGUUCAUCCCGUCAGCAGCCAGGAGGCAAUACGGCUGUGUCAUGUUAGUCCGCAUCCUACAAGGCUUGGUGGAGGUGAGUCGUCUUCAGUGUUGCCGUAUUUCAUUGACACUUUCAUUGCCAAAUUUAAACCAAAUCUACUAAAUGUAGCCCAAUUGAAGGUGGCAACAUUAGUCAUCAUAAUUACUGAUACAUUUGACCAAGCUCAUAUACAGUACGGGGACACAAUUUAUAUCUGUAUUUCUUUAUUCAGGUUGAUUAUUUGACCAUUCAGAAUAAUUAUGCCCUGUAAUGUUUCCUCUACAGGGUGUUACCUACCCAGCAUGCCAUGGAAUGUGGGCCAAAUGGGCUCCUCCCCUAGAGAGAAGUCGACUGGCCACCACCUCAUUCUGUGGUAAGUGAAAUGAACACUAACCACAUUUCCAUCCACAGUUUUUAUGCGAGGAAAGUCAUACCGUAUUUUAAAAAUCACGAGAGCUGUGAUGGAAACAAGACUUUAAGGCACAAUUUUAUAAAUACAGACAGAUCAUUUGUUCAUUCGACAUGGUGGGAUCUUUUUGUUUCUGUAAAAUUAAUUAUGCGCGAAAUGGCGGUGUGCAAAUAUUGAUAAUAUGGGCCUCCACCAUCUUCCCCCUUGCAAAGAUAUCAAUAAUAGCCAUCAUAUCGAAGUAAACUUGGAGUCAUGCGAUGAUAUGGUGUGUGGUCCUCCCACUACGACUCAGGGAAACCAUGCAAUUUAUUAGGCUACAGAUGAAAUAAGUUAUGAUGAACUUCACAGGGUGGUGAAAGUGCAAAAAUCUAAUUCAUUCAGUAAAUCGAAUGGAUAUUCAAAAACUACCUUGCCUGCCUUUCUGUUGUACCCAUAACCACAGUUAACCCUAAUAGAUUAAAUGAAGCCAUUGAAUAGAUAUCUCAUUGCUGGACAGAUGCGCUGGGUGUCCAAGAUUAGAAAGGUUUGAGGCUCAAUAGGCUCUAAUUACCUACCCGUGAAUGUGCAUUCUUCACAAUCUCAACUCAAUGUUGUUGUUAGCAGUUGCCCCCCAAAAGUGUAUAAUCUGUGUUCAUUUGGCUGAGUUUACAAAAACUAUAUAUAUACCAUUAAUGUACUUACUACUCAUUACCAAGUGAAAUCAACCAAAAGAUGAGCUUCUACUUUAGUAAACUUUAUUGUAACAUGUAAAAAGACUACAAAAUAAUAAUGAUUUUUAUUGUUGGAUUCAUAAUUUGAUUAAUUAGAAUAAUCAAAGAUAUAGGCCUACUCAAUAACAUAAAAUAACCAUUUUAGUGGUGACUGAAAUCUGCAGCGUAUAGUAUGUUGAGCAACCUGGCUAGCUAGCUAGCUAAUUCAGAGAAAAUGGGAUUGUCUUUUUCUCCCCUUUUUAACAUUAUAAGUAACAAUGGAAAUCGACAACGUCUGUGUUUUCAUCUGUCUCUGUGUUUUCCAAUCCUGGAGUCUGAGACCUUGUGGGAAUAUAAUAAUAAUAAAUAAUAUGCCAUUUAGCAGACGCUUUUAUCCAAAGCGACUUACAGUCAUGCGUGCAUACAUUUUUGUGUAUGGGUGGUCCCGGGGAUCGAACCCACUACCUUGGCGUUACAAGCGCCGUGCUCUACCAGCUGAGCUACAGUCUGUGGCGGAGAAAAAGAAUGUAGCUACAGUAUAUGACAAUUUAGCAAAGACAAUUAGCCUACUAGCUAGCUAUCAACAGAGAUGGUACAGAAAACUUCCUCCAAUAUCUCUGCUAUCAUUAUUAUAUGUUUUUGUAGGGUUUAAGCCUAUAUCUAGACCUAGCUACCUAGUUAGUUGUUGUGUUAUCCAGCUACCAUAAUACUUAUAAUGGUGUUUGCUUACACUAAUAAGCUAGCUAGUGUUUACAUUGAAAAGGAACUAUUCAUAGGUGUGUUGACACAAGCUAACGCUAACAUGCUAGGUGUGUCUCACGUAAUACCCUUGGGUAUGGAUACCCUGAGAACAAGGUUCAGGGAAGAUAAGACCAUGAUCGAGCCCAGCUAGCUAGCUAUUUUCCAGCUGUAGGUAGCUAGCUAGCUAAAGUUAGCUGUCAAGGCAUGGAAAGUCUAUUCUGUGGAUGUUAACUAAGUUAGCUGUCUAACAUUAGCUAGCUAGUUUUUGGUAUUCUGCUGGAUGAUUUAGCAUAGGUAGAAUGCUAGCUAGCUAGCUAACUACCUAUGCUAAAUCGUCCAGCACAAUUUCUGUAUCCAAAAAGCAAAACAAAUUGCAUGGUUACAUGAUGAAAUAAGAGGUUGUUUUAUGACCAUUUUAAGUGCAUUUAUAAACCAUUAUUCAACCAAGCUUAAUAGGCUCACAAUUUGGCAAACACUGAAUGACUAUCCCCACAUCUUUUGCCAUAACUUUUUAUUAAUGUGUUAAAAAUGUUUGAUUGAUUCUUGAUAAAGUAAUUCACCCUUUGUCAAGCCCCGCCCUCCUUAGCUACUGUUGCUUUACAUGUCAAAUUCACCGUUAAACUAUUUAACAAUUUAAACUAUUUAUUUAUGUAAAACCCUGUUUUUGCCAUAGUGCUCAUGAGCUUCCAUGCAUUUCAAACGAAGGCAGGACCUGGGCCUGGACCUGGGCAUCAGACUCCAGAGCCCUUUAUAGCUUGUGUUGUGUCAAUGAGGUGGUUGGUUUUCAAUUGGCUAAUAUUUCUAAUGUGGUUUGUGCAGGCUGAAAAAUGGUGUGAAUUGAAUUGAACAUUUGUAACAAGCAUGGUAACAAGCAUUAGUUUACAUCUCUGUAAUUACAGACUGCAAUUACCACCAGUUACAUGUUGUUAGUACAGUGUAACGUUGAAUUAUUACAAUUAAUUACAAUACUUCUUACAGUGUAAUUACAUAUGUAAUUACACUGUAAUAAGGACCCCUUAAACUGAUGUGUUACCGAGGUGGUUUUGUUUUGCAGAUGUCGGCUGUUGUUCCCCCCUGAAAAUGCAUUAAAACAACCAUCUUUCAUAAUAAACUGGUGCCAUGACAACCGGUGCUUCCAAACCCUUUUGACAUCGCUUCUGAAUGAAAGAUUGCCCUCAAACGCUUUACCUGCUCACUCUGAAGGAGGUUGCUCCCCGGCCUAUUCAAAUGGAGAGUGUUUAUAAGGCCAUCAGAUAAUAAAAUAUACAUUAAAACAUCCUCUUCCAAGGACGGUGCCAAUGAAUCCUAAUUUGAUGAGUCCAAUAGGGUUGCUGUUGCAUGACAUUUACGCUUACUGAGAUGAUUCAUGUUUUUGCGACAUGUCAUACUUUUUUUCUAGUAGUACUUUUCUAGUGUUGAAGAAGAGUUGCUGAGGGGCUGAAGAGUAAUGAUAAUGUAAUAGUCAAAGCUUUUUUCAGUCGAAGCUACCUCUGGAUUGUUUUGAUACCUUGGCAUCACUACUUAGUGAUUUUCUUGGUUACCUUUAGAUGCUGACAGAAUUGAACUACAACAGUGGCAUGAUCAUGUUUUCCCUUUUCUUUAUUUCCAGGUUCAUAUGCAGGUGCUGUGGUUGCCAUGCCUUUAGCAGGUGUACUGGUUCAGUAUGUUGGAUGGCCCUCAGUCUUCUAUAUCUAUGGUAAGAUUCAAAAACUCAAUAUUAAAUUGUUAAAUUGCUAAAUUGAACCAAUGUGGAUUGUAUAGGUGUUUUUACAAUUCUUUCAUACAGGUAUGCAUACUAAGGUUUGCAUAUUGAGUUUUGGUAGGGAAAAUCAUUGAAAUAUAUGCACUGAAGUUCAGAUACUCUAGAUGGCGGAAAUUACCAAAGAUAGUGAUCUUUGUAAAACAGGGAGAUGACUAUGACCUAACUAGCAAUAGGGGGGAGAAACUGAGUUUUGAGUUGCAAAAUGUAUAUUCAGUCUCAACUUAAUUACUUAAAUGACUUAACAGCUUUCACAAGACCUGGCCCAACUAUGAUAAAGUAGGUGGGUGAUUCCCAUUUGAGCAACAUUCCAUGCAUUACACUAGGUGUCACUAGUGUGACAUGCAAAGCACCCUGGUCAUUAUGUCAUCAGUAUCACAUUUACAUUUAUAUAAUUUAGCAGACGCUCUUAUCCAGAGCGACUUACAAAUUGGUGGGACAACCACCUUCUUUUAUUUAUUUUUUUAUGGGGGGGGGGGGGGGUGGGAGGAGGAUUACUUUAUACUAUUCCAGGUAUUCCUUAAAGAGGUAGGGUUUCAAGUGUCUCCGGAAGGUGGUCAGUGACUCCGCUGUCCUGGCAUCGUGGGGGAGCUUGUUCCACCAUUGGGGUGCCAGAGCAGCGAAUAGCUUUGACUGGGCUGAGCGGGAACUGUGCUUCCGUAGAGGUAGGGGAGCUAGCAGGCCAGAGGUGGAUGAACGUAGUGCCCUCGUUUGGGUGUAGGGUCUGAUCAGAGCCUGAAGGUAAGGAGGUGCCGUUCCCCUCACAGCUCCGUAGGCAAGCACCAUGGUUAUGUAGUAGAUGCGAGCCUCAACUGGAAGCCAGUGGAGUGUGCGGAGGAGCAGGGUGACAUGAGAGAACUUGGGAAGGUUGAACACCAGACGGGCUGCAGCGUUCUGGAUAAGUUGUAGGGGUUUAAUGGCACAGGCAGGGAGCCCAGCCAACAGCGAGUUGCAGUAAUCCAGACGGGAGAUGACAAGUGCCUGGAUUAGGACCUGUGCCGCUUUCUGUGUAAGGUAGGGUCGUACUCUGCGAUUGUUGUAGAGCAUGAACCUGCAGGAUCGGGUCACCGCUUUUAUGUUAGCGGAGAACGACAGGGUGUUGUCCAGGGUCACGCCAAGGUUCUUUGCACUCUGGGAGGAGGACACAAUGGAGUUGUCAACCGUGAUGGCGAGAUCAUGGAGCGGGCAGUCCUUCCCCGGGAGGAAGAGCAGCUCCGUCUUGCCGAGGUUCACCAUUACACCAGUCUUAGAUUGUUCUCUAAUUUCUUUGCUUCGUCUGUUUUGUUGUUGUUUGAUUAAGAUAUUCACAAUCUCAUAAGACACUUUGUGCCUGCUGCGUUUCAAAAUCAUUUCUGUAGCUCUCUUGUGAUCUAAUCACAUGAUUAAUUGACUGAAAUGAAUGUUUUCCCGUCUGGGAUUCCUACAUUGUCAUUUUAUUUGAAUAUUGAAAGAUCCUUUAGGUCUAGAAUAGGUCAAGGCCCAGUUAUAAUUAGGCUGCCAUAUCACUUACAUGUACAUGGAGAUGGAUAGAGGGCGCACUUGCCACAAAGUCUGUUUAGCAUGGGCAGCACCAUUGGAAGGCUUUCAUAAUUUUAAAGUAGUCAAGUGGGGGGGACUUCCUAUGGGUUAGAAUUCCUUCCAAGUCAGCAGGAAAGAUGAGCCAAUGAAUGAGGUGUGCCGUCUUUCCAUCUCUGAUAUAUAACAAAGCCCUAAGGCGCGGUUUCUCUGACACACAUUAAGCCUAAUCCUGGACUAAAAAUCAUUUUCAAUGCAGAUUCCCAAUGGAGCUUGCUUUUUAGUGCAGGUACUAUACUUAAUCUGUGUCCAGGAAUCUGUCCCUAAAUGCUUCAUAAUUACAAUAUUAACCGUAAUCUGGAAAUCUAGUAAAAACAGACUAUUUUGUUAUACCCAUAUAACAAUAAGAGCGUUGCUGAUGACCUGUGUUGUUUAUUUCUGUGUAUUCAGGUGUAUUUGGGAUCAUAUGGUACAUCUUCUGGCUCCUGCUUGCUUAUGGGAGCCCAGCCGCCCACCCCACUAUAAGCGAUGAGGAGAGGAUCUACAUAGAGACCACCAUUGGCGAGGGGGUCAAAAUAUUGAGCGCCACUGAGGUAUGCUGCUGCUCACUCUGGCUGCUGUCAGAUACAUUAGCGUAGUAUAAUAAAGACUUAUGUUAUUUCAAAUAUCAUGCUCUUGUAAGUACUUAUAGAAGUUUUGUGACACAUAUCUAAAAUGUUAUCAAGCUUGACAAAUGAAAACAUUACCCGAGACUCAAGCCAGGUUAACAACAGUAGGCUACCUACCCUGAAAUCGGUGACACGCUUGAAAAUGAAAACAUAACCCAAUACAUAACCCAGGUUGACCCCUGAAAUUGAUCCCUGAGAUUGUCAGUAAGAUCAGAUCCCCUAUUUCUGGCCCACCACAGAAAUUCAAGACUCCAUGGCGUCGUUUCUUCACCUCAAUGCCUGUCUAUGCCAUCAUUGUGGCUAAUUUCUGCCGUAGCUGGACCUUCUAUCUGCUCCUGAUCAGCCAGCCGGCCUACUUCGAAGAGGUGUUCGGCUUCUCCAUUGGCAAGGUGGGUCUUCUCUGUGUGGUGUAGAUCUAAGAAGUCUCUUUGCAAUUUGUUAUCCAUAGUAAAUGGGACAACACUCUCAUUAUCAUAAGACUCAAGUGGAUCAUAAUAAAUUUUCAAUGAUGUCUUACAUAAGAGAAAGUACAGUAUGUUAGAGAAAUGUUUGACAUAAUACUGAAAAUAAAAUGUAUAAAUGAACUGCAUGACACAUGUAUCUACAGUAUAAUCUAGAGCACUGUUUACCAAACCUCUCCUUGAGUACCCCUAGCCUGUCCACGUAUUUGAUGUGUUCCAGAACUAGCACAGCUGAUUCAAAAGGUCACCUAAUCCUCAAGCUCCUCAUUAGUUAAAUCAGCUGUGCUAGUUCUGGAAUACAUGAAAUAGGAAGACUGGCUGGUGGUACUCAAAGAUAGGUUUGGGAAACACUGGUCUAGAGCAACGUUUCCCAAACUCGGUCCUCGGGACCCCAGGGGGUGCACAUUUUGGUUUUUGCCCUAGCCGAUUCAAAUAAUCAACUCAUCAUCUAGCAUCACGCUCUUAAAACAAUUUCUGAGUGUUGUCUUGUUCCUCCUCAAAGGUGGGGCUUCUGUCUGCUGUUCCUCACAUGGUGAUGACCAUCAUAGUGCCAAUCGGUGGCCAGCUGGCCGACUUCCUACGCAGUCGUAAAAUCUUGUCAACUACAAACGUCCGGAAAAUCAUGAACUGCGGAGGUAUAGUACCCAGGACAGAAGGACUUCAUUUCCCUUACAUUGUGCAUUCAGUGCCUUCAGAAAGUAUUCAUACCCCUAGACCUAUUCCACAUUUUGUUGUGUUACAGCUUGAAUUUAAAAAGGAUUAAAAGGAUCUGUCAAAUUGGUUGUUGAUCAUUGCUAGACAACCAUUUUCAGGACAUGCCAUAGAUUUUCAAGUAGAUUUAAGUCAAAACUGUAACUUGGCCACUCAGGAACAUUCACUGUCUUCUUGGUAAGCAACUCCAGUGUAGAUUUGGGCUUGUGUUUUAGGUUAUUGUCCUGCUGAAAGGUGAAUUUAUCUCCCAGUGUCUGGUGGAAAGCAGACUGAACCAGGUUUCCCUCUAGGAUUUUGCAUGCUUAGCUCCAUUCCAUUUAUUUUUUAUCCUGAAAAACUCCCCAGUCGUUAAAGAUUACAAGCAUACCCAUAACAUGAUGCAGCCACCACUCUGCUUGAAAAUAUGGAGAGUGGUACUCAGUAAUGUGUUGUAUUGGAUUUGCCCCAAACAUAACACUUUGUAUUCAGGACAGAAAGUUAAUUGCUUUGCCAAUUGGUUUUUCAGUAUUACUUUAGUGCCUUGUUGCAAACAGAAUGCAUGUUUUUGAAUAUUUUUAUUCUGUACAGGUUUUCUUAUUUUCAUUCUGUCAAUUAGGUAAGUAUUGUGGAGUAACUACAAUGUUGUUUUCUCCUAUCACAGCCAUUAAACUCUGUAACUGUUUUAAAGUCACUAUUGGCCUCAUGGUGAAAUCCCUGAGCGGUUUCCUUCCUCUCUGGCAAAAGAGUUAGGAAGGACACACGUAUAUUUGUAGUGAAUGGGUGUAUUGAUAAACAAUCCCAAGUGUAAUUAAUAACUUCACCAUGCUCAAAGGGAUAUUCAAUGUCUGCUUUUUAUUUUAUUUUUACCCAUCUAGGUGCCCUUGGAAAACCUCCCUGAUCUUUGUGGUUGAAUCUGUGUUUGAAAUUCACUGCUCGACUAUGGGACCUUACAGUUAAUUCUAUGUGUGGGGUACAGAGAUGGGGUAGUCAUUAAAAAAAUAAUGUUAAAAACUAUUAUUGCACACAGAGUGAGUUCAUGCAACUUAUUAUAGGAUUUGGUAAGCAUAUUUUUACCAUAACAAAGGGGUUGAAUAUUGACUCAAGACAUUUCAGCUUUUCAUUUUUAAUUAAUUCGUAAAUCUUUCGAAAAACAUAAUUCCACUUUGACAUUAUGGGGUAUUGUGUGUAGGCCAGUGACAAAAAAUCUCACUUUAAUCCUUUUUAAAUUCAAGCUGUAACACAACACAAUUUAGAAAAAGUCAAGGGGUGUGAAUACUUUCUGAAGGCACUGUGAUUUCCUCUUAGGUAGGGCAUAAAACUAGCCGAUAUUGCAAGACUCCAUACUUUCUUAUAACCAUUAUGGCAUGUUCUUCUACCAAUGUUCAUGAUUUUUUUAUUAGAUUUUUUUACAUUUGUGGGAUGUUGUCACGCUAAAGUAACGUUAACUGGAAAAAAAAUAGGGUCUCCCUUGGAACGUUACCUAAUGUUGUAGGAAUGUUCACUGUUUGCUGGGUAUGAUACUGUAUCAGGUCUGAUAAAGCUAGUACAGCAUUGCAUACCAAUCAGGAUGUGGUAAGGUAGCCUUUGAUCUUUGUGUGCCCUGUGACCCCUGCAGGUUUUGGUAUGGAGGCCACUCUGCUGCUGGUGGUGGGGUUCAGUCACACACGUGGUGUUGCCAUCUCCUUCCUGGUGUUGGCUGUGGGCUUCAGUGGCUUUGCCAUCUCGGGUAUAAAGCUUCAGUUCAGAGCAAUUUUAGAUGUAUUUACGUUUAAUAUGUUUAAUUUAUGUUUAAUAACCUUAUUCAGUCGAAUUAGGUUACAAACAUCAUUAUUUGUGUGUUUCUGUUGUAAAGUUGUGAAACCAUGAAUAAAUGUUUAGUCUGGAGAUGUAUCCUUCUGUUACUGCUGCAGAACUAUGUUUGAUAAGCCUCAGUUCAAGAUUCAAAGUUUAUUCACCACGUGCACAGAAUACAACAGGUGUAAAACAGUACAGUGACAUUAUUACAUUGAGAGCUCUUUCUGAACAAUGCAGUGAUAGUAAUAAUAAUAUAUAAUAAUACAUGAAUAGAAUAUUUUAAAAAACACAAAAAAAAAACAAGAAGUAUGAUAUAAGUUGAAGCAACACGAGAAUGUUAGUAUAUACAGGUCAGUGCCAGUACCUUUUUCAAUGUGCAGGGGUACUGGAGUGGUACGAUGAGUUGUAUGAGGUUUUCUAUCUGUUGUAUAAAGUUUACCUUUUGCUCUGCUGUGAGCAAUUUCUCUAUUGCACCCUACAUUGGCAAAAAGCAGCUGAAAGCACAUUGCAGUAAUUCAUUUACAGUGAGGGAAAAAAGUAUUUGAUCCCCUGCUGAUUUUGUACGUUUGCCCACUGACAAAGAAAUUAUCAGUCUAUAAUUUUAAUGGUAGGUUUAUUUGAACAGUGAGAGACAGAAUAACAACAAAAAAAUCCAGAAAAAUGUAUGUCAAAAAUGUUAUAAAUUGAUUUGCAUUUUAAUGAGGGAAAUAAAAAUCAAAUACUUUUUUCCCUCACUGUAUAUACCCUACCCCUCAUACCUUCACUAUGGCACUUUCCUAGAAUAUAGACUGUUGGCAGAGCAAGCAAGAGUUAGACAGAUAUUUAGUGUUUUCCUCUUGAAUUCAUACAUUACAUUACUAUUUGGCUAAAUUGUUAUUUAUUAAUCCAAAUGGAUGAUCCAAAAGGAAAAUUUGAAUAGUGACAGCAUGAAUAGUGUGUGGUAUUCAGUGUCUAAUAAUAAAUAAUACAUAGGGUUUAUGUAGUGCUUUUUAAUUACCCAAAUAUACUUUGACAGUGGCAUAAACAAUUUAUACUGAUGGACUGUACUUGUUACUGCAUCCCCAGGGUUCAAUGUAAACCACUUGGACAUUGCCCCUCGCUAUGCCAGUAUCCUAAUGGGCAUCUCCAAUGGCGUUGGCACACUGUCUGGAAUGGUGUGCCCCCUCAUCGUUGGAGCACUGACUAAACACAAGGUACUGUAACAUUCAACAUUACAGACAAAUUCUAACAGCUCUCAAUGAGAUUAGCAAAAUGAGCCAGGAUAAGACUACGGCAUCAAUAUUAAGAAGUCCCUUAGUUGUCAGGCGAAACUCCCCCUGAGGGACUUCCUAAUAUGAAUACCGUAUAGGACACGAGUAACACGACUGGUCACCGAGACAAUGAGAUACUUAUUUUACAACAUUGUCAAUCAAAUCAAACAUUAUGUCAGACAAGUGUGACAGUUUGGUCACUGAGUCAAGUCUUUCUCCCUCUGUAGACCCGUCUGGAGUGGCAAAACGUGUUUGUGAUUGCCGCCAUGGUGCACUACACGGGGGUCAUCUUCUAUGCUAUCUUCGCCUCGGGCGACAAGCAGGACUGGGCCGACCCGGAGAGCACCAGCGACGAUAAGAUCGGCAUCAUCGACGAAGACGAGCUGGCCGAAGAGACGGAGCUCAACUGCGAGAUUGCCAUGGCACCGAAGAAGAGCUAUGGAACCACAGAGAACCCGUCGGGUUGCAAACAGGGCUGGAAGAAGAAGAGAGGAGUCACCAUGCAGGAGGAUGAGGAGGAUGGGAACUCCCACCAUAUUAAUGGUAACUACCAGGAGCAGUAUCAGUGA